AUGGAGUUGAUCAAUAUCCCAAACAGUACAAAUAAUAUAAAUAUAAGCAAUAAUAAUUUUAAUAGUAAUAAUAAUAACAAUACAAAGGGUGUUCAGUUAACAUUUAAAAAUAUAACAUAUAAAGUAGAAAAUAGAAAAUACAAAAAACAAUUAAAAAAACAAACUGAAGCCAGAAAGAAAAAGAAUGAUGACUAUGAAAGUAAUAAUAAACCAGCAUCCUUUACAGAUAUUAAAGUCGAAAAAGAAUUAACAAUUUUAAAUAAUGUUAGUGGUGUUAUUGAAAAAGGUGAACUAUGUGCAUUGAUGGGUCCAUCGGGUAGUGGUAAAUCUACAUUACUUGAUAUUCUAGCAGAGCGUAAGAGUACUGGAAAAAUAACAGGUAAACUAUUAAUUAAUGGUAAAGAGGUUGGUGAUGCUUAUAAAAAGUUUUGUUCAUAUGUUACACAAGAGGAUGUUUUAUUACAAACUGCAACAGUAUUUGAAACAAUUAAAUUUUAUGCAGAUUUGAAAUUACCAGAAAUGGCCGAAGAAGAAAAAAUAAAAAGAGUUGAACAAGUCAUCGAGGAUGUUGGUCUAACUAAAAGAAGAGAUUCAAAAGUUGGUGGUAUUUUACCAGGUGGUAUUAUAAUGAAAGGUUUAUCGGGGGGAGAAAAACGUAGAGUAUCAAUUGGUUGUGGCCUAGUUACAAAUCCAUCAUUGAUUUUCCUUGAUGAACCAACCUCGGGUCUAGAUUCGGUAACCGCGUUAUCAAUUAUGAAGACACUAUUAGAUCUUACAAAGACCAAGGGUUGUACUAUUAUUGCUAGUAUUCAUCAACCUCGUGGAGAAAUUUUUGAAUUAUUUAAUAAAGUAAUGGUUGUCAUCAAAGGCAAAAUGAUUUAUAGUGGUAAUAAUAUAUUGCAAUAUUUCGAACAAUUGGGUUACACCUGUCCAAAUAAUAUGAAUCCAGCAGAUUUUUGUUUAGAUGCCGCAGUAGAAAUUGGAGAUGGUGAUCGUUAUGAUGAAAUAUGUACACAAUGGCAAAAGAUAUGGGAAAACGAAAUUGUUAACGAAAUUACACAACCAUUUAUUGCAGUGGAGAAACCAAAGGCUACACCAUGGUCAUAUCAAUACUAUAUACUACUCAAACGUUCUUGGAAAGAUUUUUUAAGAAACCAAGGUAAUUUUAUUGCUAGAGUCGGUACUGCUAUUGUUACUGGUUUAUUAUUUGGUGCUUGUUUUGCAGGUCUAAAAGAAACUGAGGCAGAUGUACAAAAGAUUAUUGGUGUUAUUUUCUUUUUAAUCACUGGUUUGAAUUUAACACCAUUUGCAGUUAUUUCAUUGUUCCUCAGUCAACGUACAUUAUUCAAUGCAGAAAGAGCCUCUAAAGUAUACCACUCAUUCCCUUAUUACCUAGCGAUGGUCACUGUCGAAACCUUUGUAGUAUUACUAGUCGCCCUCAUAAAUGCAACCAUUUGUUAUUUAAUUGCACAUCUACGUUGGGAUGCAUCUUAUUUCUUUUAUGCCAUGAUGAUAUAUUUCUUUGUUCAUUUGUUAUCCGAUUUCCUAAUCUGUACACUAGCCAACUUAACAGGUACAAGUGAUAUGACUUUUGCCUAUGGUUCUGGAUUUUGUGUAAUCUUUAUGUUGUUUGCCGGUUUCUAUGUACCAGUACAAGAAUUACCAGUUAGCUUUGGAUGGCUCCAUUAUAUCAAUCCAUUAUUCUACUCGUUUGUUUCUUUAAUGCAGGUUCAAUUUAAAGAUUUGCCAAUCAAAUGUUCCCAACCAGCCAACUCAACUAUCCCAUGUCAAUUCAAUAAUGGUAAUCAAGUUUUAUCAUACUAUGGUAUUGAUGAAUGGUCAAGAGAUGAAAGUUUUGGAAUCGUUAUUUUAUGGGCUGCUUUCUUUUUCACAACCUCAUAUUUAGCAUUACAUUAUUUAAAUAGAGAAAAGAGAUAA
Dictyostelium purpureum is the source of this 1938-nucleotide messenger RNA. RefSeq lists its product as uncharacterized. NCBI's taxonomy places the organism in Eukaryota, Evosea, Eumycetozoa, Dictyosteliales, Dictyosteliaceae. Gene Ontology annotation, cellular component: membrane. The record is from RefSeq and is a predicted model, not a curated record. Bases 1 to 1938 code for a protein of 645 amino acids. The transcript is spliced from 4 exons. Gene Ontology annotation, molecular function: ATP binding; ATP hydrolysis activity; ABC-type transporter activity.